Venustampulla echinocandica is the source of this 1383-nucleotide messenger RNA. RefSeq lists its product as uncharacterized. NCBI's taxonomy places the organism in Eukaryota, Fungi, Ascomycota, Leotiomycetes, Helotiales, Pleuroascaceae. Bases 1 to 1383 code for a protein of 460 amino acids. The transcript has 3 exons. The record is from RefSeq and is a predicted model, not a curated record.
AUGAAAUCCAACGAUGCCGAUAUGGCUAUCAGAACCAAACUCGGGGCUGCGCUUUUGAAUUCUCCAAGUGACACAAUGGCGAUGGCAUCCAGUGAUGCUGAGAAAGUCAGCGCCAAACUUGAUGCAGGAUUGCGGCAUCAAUGCGAGCUCGCCCAGAUCAAGAAGGAGAAGAAAUUGGAGAAGAAACGCAAGCGCCAUUCUGGCUUGCAUUCUGUUGAUCUCAAUGGUGUUGAUGAUGAGGAUCUGAGGAUCAAGAAGAUCAAAACCAAGAAAGAGCGCAAGGACGAGACCAGUGUUGUGAAGAAAGACGAGAAGAAAGCUGAGAUGGAGCCACCAAAGACUCCAACUAAGAAACACAAGAAGAAGAAAAGUAAGGAUGACAGAGAGGAUGCUCGCAGGUCACCCGCCACUUUGAAGCUACUGAAGAAGCUUGAGGAUUGGUAUGAUUCCAGCUCGGAUGAGGAGGAUGAGGAGAUGAUCGUCGCCGACCAGAAGGCCGUUGGCAGUGAUGGUUCGAAGAACCCGUAUGAAUACAGCUCCGGUGAAGAGGCAGAUAUGGACGACGAGAAUGAGGAGUAUAUCAAGAACAGCUUCAUCACCUCAGACAGCCAGAUCAGACAGGUGGUUAAGAGCGAGGAGCUGAUGCGGACUAUCCUUUACCCCAAGGUCACGGCUCAAGCGCUAGAGAAGUCAAACUCCAUGACUGAGGCAAGAUUGUCGACCAGCAAGGGCGAACUUCUGCGUACUAUUCUUCAUCCAAAGGUUGCAGUUCAAGGUUCAGAGAAGGUCACGCAUGGGCAUAAGCUCUUCAAUGAUUUGGACGACGUCUUCACUUCGACCCCAACCAUCAAGCCGCAAGGAUGCUCCAUCAAUCCCGAGGGCUCACUAGCCAAAGCUUCUCGUGCCAGAAGAGUGUCACUCUCACGCGACCCCGAAGAUUAUUCACAUCCAAUUCGCCAGCGAAAGGCCGGGGAGGUGGUUGAGAAUUGGGAGGAGAACCCAGGAACUGUUCGAGGGAUGGUUCAAGGGCAUGAUGAUACUGAAAUGGAAGAAAACAUCGCAUUCUCGGAGCACUACAUCACCACCAAAUCCAACCAAAGCAUCCAGAUCGGGCAGAGCACUUACAGCGUCGUCAAGAUCUCCCCCGGGGCUGGUUGCUCAUUGACCAUCGAAGAGGGAUUCAAAUUCUGUUUUAAAUUCUGUACCGUAGCCAGGGGCGGACCUGUGCUUGUUUGUCUUGGCCCGAAAGGAAAGGAGACCAGAUUGAAGUGCCAAGAGGGUGGUAUGUGGAGAGUUAGAAGCGGGGAUAUUUGUGAGGUUGUGAACGAGAGUGAUAGGGAAGUUGUGAUUUUUACGUUUGUCAGUGGGGAGCACGAGGAUUGA